Molecule: messenger RNA, 3278 nt
Organism: Acanthochromis polyacanthus (spiny chromis)
Lineage: Eukaryota; Metazoa; Chordata; Actinopteri; Pomacentridae
Gene: htr1fa
Product: 5-hydroxytryptamine (serotonin) receptor 1Fa
Exons: 3
Coding region: 273-1469 (398 amino acids)
Biological process (GO): adenylate cyclase-activating adrenergic receptor signaling pathway
Cellular component (GO): plasma membrane
Molecular function (GO): G protein-coupled serotonin receptor activity
Source: RefSeq, a predicted model, not a curated record
AGCGCGCUCCCGCCUGCGCGUCCCCCCUCUGUCGGCACACUGAGCGGGUGUCGGCGUGAACGUCGGUGAGCUGUGAAUGGACAUUAAUGGGGAAUGUAAUAUUCUUCUCUCACUGCCCGCUUUCUUCUGUCAUUGCACUCCCUGCAACGGAACCCGGGUGUUGAUGAGCAGCAGAGGUGAUGUGAUGGCAGACCUGCCUGGUAGGACAGAUCAGAGCCAACUAUCUGAUGCACACUGAACCGACUGGAUGCACACUUUAGAACUUAGACAGAAUGGAUUUCCCCAAUUGCACUGAAGAGGUAUUUGCCACAAACAACAGCAGCUGUGCCUCACUCGAGACCACUAAACUCCCCACCAGUAAAAUCCUGCUUUCCAUAACCCUGUCUGUGCUGGCCGUCGUCACUACAUUCCUCAACUGCCUGGUGAUCACAGCAAUCGCAGUCACUCGCAAGCUGCACCACCCGGCCAACUACCUCAUCUGCUCACUAGCAGUGACCGACCUGCUGGUGGCUGUGCUGGUCAUGCCCUUCAGUAUCAUGUACAUCCAGAAAGAGAGCUGGGGAAUGGGCCCGGUGAUGUGUACCAUCUGGUUAAGUGUGGACAUCACCUGCUGCACAUGCUCCAUCCUGCAUCUCGCUGCAAUCGCCAUUGACCGCUACAGGGCCAUCACAGAUGCGGUGGAGUACUCUCGUAAACGUACAGGGAAGAUGGCCGGUGCAAUGGUGUCAGUGGUGUGGUUCUUAUCUAUCCUCAUCUCACUUCCUCCUCUACUGUGGCGGCACUACACCGAGGAUGGAGACGAUGAAGACCAGUGCAUCAUCGUCCACCAUAACAUGGCCUUCACUCUGUAUUCUACACUUGGAGCAUUCUACAUCCCCCUGCUGCUGAUCCUCAUCCUCUACUAUAAGAUCUACCAGGCUGCUCAGACCCUCUAUAUGCGCCGUGAGGCUAGCAGGGCUAGCCGUCACUCGUGCAUGACCAAUGGGAGCAUGAUCCCUUCAACCUACCCAGCUGGUGACGGCGAUGUCGAUGGAGGGCCUCGAAGUCCUGAGCCCGUAAGCCCUCCAGAGAAAUCUUACUCUGAACCCUCAAAUGAGGAACCUCCGCGCGAACGUGUGCGCGCCUCGGUAAAGCCUAUCCAUGGCAAGUCACGUCGGCGUGAAACACGUAACGAGUCACGCCGAAGCCAGUUCCAACAGGGACCCCGAAUCUCAAAUGCACGGGAGCGCAGAGCAGCAUCCACGUUGGGGUUGAUUAUCGGGGCCUUUGUCAUCUGUUGGCUGCCAUUUUUUGUCAAGGAGGUGAUCGUCAACACUUGCAAUUCUUGUAGUACCUCAGUGGAAAUGGCUGACUUUCUGACGUGGCUGGGCUACCUUAACUCUCUUAUCAACCCCCUCAUCUACACCAUCUUUAAUGAAGACUUCAAAAAAGCUUUCCAAAGACUUGUUCGGUGCACUCAUUACCUCUGAUAGUUAGUUAUGCAUGACUAAACUCAUACACCAUGUAACAUACACCUGUAACAGAGUGAACAAAACUAGUGGCUUGAGGUCAGAGAAUACUGACUGAAUACUGACUCAAUGUGCCUGAGAAGGACUAAUUUCAGUGAGGAAAAAGGAGUGACACUCCAUCUGCCACUUCAACAGCCUAAAUGGCACCAGCUCAGCAAUGAGCUUUGCAGCAAAGUUAAACAUUGAAAUCCAAGUCCUGCUAUUAAUAGGACAGCUGGAGAUCUCCUUGAUGUUAAUUGGUGUGUGUGAAGGGACACUGCCAUGUUGGUUUUGAGAAAAUGGGCCAUCACUGACCUUUUUGAGGUCUGAGUUUUGAGCAUUACUGAUCAGCCCCAUUUAAAGGUCUUGAAAUAACGGGCCAUUAUGUCUGUUCCAUCUAAUGACCUUCCUUCUAUGGAGUCCACGCUGCUGGCUAAAGAACAGAACAUGUGUAAAAUACCACAGCAUACCAAGUUAUUACUUUAUGUGGUCAUGAUGUUGCGAAGGGUGACUUUUAUCUGACUGUUGCAAUGAUCAUUAACAGAAGUAGUUGUUGAAGACCAUCUGUAUUCAGCCCUGCAUUACAUUUCAGCAAAUAUUAAAUAUACAUUUGUAAAUGGUUCAAGCUUCUUGUUAGGUAAUGGCAAUGGUACUGGCUUAAUUUAUCUGACAAUCCAAAGGUGGAACGAUAAGGGAUGCAUUUCUAUAGCCAUGCCAUGAUACACAGUACACCAGAAAAAGAUGUUGUAUUUCCCAACUCAUAGUUUUUCAAACGCAGUAAGCCAAAAAUACCAGCAUGUAAUGCUACAUUUGGUUGCAUUUUGCAGUAUUCAAGCCAGCAUAGUUUUCUGCCUUUGUUACUCACAAUCCUCUGGGCAGCCGAAGCUGUGUCACAUGUGUCAGUUUGUCCUGUGUGAUUGUUAACGAGCCUGAGAGAGGGCACGGGCAGAAGACAGUUCAUUUUGCACUACAGACUGCAAUGAAUAAAUGAGCAAAAUGGCCAAAGCUUAAGGAGCAAUAUUGUGAUGAAGUAGUAUGUUGCAGUUGUGUGCAUACAGAAUGCAGUAGUGCAUACCAUGUAAAGGCAUCUGCAGUAUGUGCUGAAAGUAUGAAAAAGUAUUACAAUUCAUAAACUUCAUAGAGCCCGACGUUAACAUACCAUGUUAAAAUGUUUAGGAAUAACAUUUAAGAAUCUAUUCAGUAUGAAGAAAUUAUUCUGUGAUCUUGGGUCACCCCAUUAAUAACACAUUCUGAAAUGUAAAAAAAAGAAAGAAAAGAAAUACAAGGUUACCAAUUCAAAACUGAACUAGUUUCAAUUCUCACUGCAAAAUUUCAACUGUACAAACAGUUCAGGAUUUCUGGGUUACAGGUUAUACAAAACACUUUAUUUAAUAUUUUGCACAGCAUUUUAUGUCAUUUCUUAAGAUAUUUAUUUAUUUAUGCUUAGUGGAGCCAUUUAACACCCCAUCCUGCUCAACUCCCACACUAUGGGCAGGAUUAGGUUAAUGAACGUGAGAGUCAUUGGUGGAGAAAUCCUCAUUACAUUACUCCCACUCAGAAUACUUGGAAUAGAACUACUAUUUCUUUACUGCCUCCAAGAGGGCACAUGGUAAUGUAGAUGGAAAUAUUGUGGAUGAGUCAAGUGUGAGGGUGUACUGUAUGAGAGUGAGAUGAUAUAAGGUGUGUCAUAUACUGUACUUACAAUCGUCUCUGGCAGUAUGAGCAACAUACCGUCUCUUCUUUUGUCUUUCACUGUCUAAAUAAUCAAUAAUAAAUGGUCCACAACUGAAA